AUGGCGACCACCAUGCGCCUGUGCAAUGGCCUUUUUCUACGCACUUUGUAGAUGUGUCUUGUUGAUGGAAAUUUCCGUUCAUAAUAGUUUCUGAAUUAUAAGUCAUAUAUUCACUCGUUUCCGUCAUUGCCAAACGGAAUUAUAUAAUUGUUGUAGCAAAUAUCGAACUGUCAAGCACUGGACUUCUUUCCCUUGUGCUAUUUCUUUUUUUGAAGUUGAUCAACUUUUGAAGUUAUUAUUUUUCGUUGAUAUGGAGUUCCACGGUGGUGGGUCUGGUGGGGUCGUGGUCAGUGGCAGUAACGUACCUGCAUUUCUUACCAAACUUUGGACUCUUAUUGAGGAUCCGGACACCGAUCCUCUGAUCUGCUGGAGCCCAAAUGGAAACAGCUUCCAUGUGUUUGAUCAGGGCCAAUUCUCCAAGGACGUGCUUCCCAAGUAUUUCAAACACAAUAACAUGACCAGCUUUGUACGCCAACUCAAUAUGUACGGCUUCCGCAAAGUAGUCCACAUUGAGCAGGGCGGUCUGGUGAAGCCUGAGAAGGAUGACAUGGAAUUCCAGCAUCCCAACUUCAUCCGCGGACAGGAGCCUCUACUUGAAAAUAUAAAACGGAAAGUUACCAAUGUGUCCAAUGUUAAACAUGAAGACCUCAAGAUGAGCUCAGACGAUGUCUCAAAAAUCCUGACCAAUGUGCAGAACAUAAAAGGCAAGCAGGAGACCAUAGACUCCCAAAUCAUCGCCAUGAAGCAUGAGAAUGAAACUCUUUGGAGGGAGGUGGCCAGCCUCCGACAGAAACACGUCCAGCAACAGAAAGUCGUCAACAAGCUCAUCCAGUUCCUAGUGACCCUGGUGCAGUCCAACAGAGUCCUGGGGAUGAAGAGAAAGAUUCCCCUGAUGCUGAACGACAGCAGCUCCGCCCACUCCAUGCCCAAGUACAGCAGGCAGUACUCUCUGGAACACCUUCAGGCCUCGUCCUCUAUCUCUCCCUCGGGCUCCCCAUUCACCAGUACAGGUCUCUUCACGGCGGAGUCGUCACUUAACAACGGCCCCAUUAUCUCUGAUGUCACUGACCUGGCUCAGGCCAGCCAUGUGGAGGUCACCAAUGAGUGGAUGGAGGAAAGCGCGAGCCCAUUGGUCCACAUAAAGGAGGAGCCGUCCAGUCACAUGUUGGAGGAGGUGUGUCCUGCUGAGGUUGUGAUCGGGGGGGCAGGGGUCCAGGUUGACACGCCUCUGUCCCCCAUCAACUUCAUCAACUCCAUCCUGCAGGAGAGCAACGAGCCUAAUGCGGCCCCUGCCCCCACGACCCCUACUGAGCAGAAGUGUCUCAGCCUCGCCUGUCUAGACAAUUCUACACAGAAGUCAGAGGUCUCCCGCCUCUUCCCCUGCCCCUCCUCGUCUCUACACCUCAGACCUAUCCCAGGGAGUGAGCUCAGUGACCAUUUGGACAGCAUCGACAAUGGCCUGGAAAACCUCCAGACUAUCCUGAAUGCACAGUCCAUCAAUUUUGAGUCCUCACCCUUCUUUGAAUUCUUCAGUUCUUCCCUGCCUGGCUCUGAAUUCGACCUGGAGAGCCUUGACAGUAUCCAGGACUUGCUUUCAUCGGAUCCACCUAAAGGGGCUGAGAGAAGUGACAACUACACCGCAGGGAAGCAGCUUGUCCAGUACACCACCCAGCCAAUGCUACUGACUGACCCAUUGACCAAUGAGAACGGGGGGGCGGACCUCCCCACUCUGCUGGAGGGGGACUUGUAUUUCAGCCAGGACCCUGAAGAGGAACCUACCAUCUUACUCACCUCUGACAUAGCAGCACCAGACAAGCCCAAAUUAUCCUGAAGAAACUUUUUAUAAAGGGAUGUACUAGUAUGUUUAAUUUUAUUUUGUCGUGUUCAUGUGCAGAUAAUGAGAAAUCAACCCGGUUGAAUCCAAAUGAUGGUUUUUCACUAUUCUCUGAGCUAUUGAGCUUAAUUCAUUUCAAGGCUUAAACUUCCUAGUGAAAGAAUUUUGCUUUAGAUUAAUCGAAACAGAAGUUCGAUUUAAAUUACUGCAAUGGUUUGUUCAGCUCUUGGAAAUGACUUCCAGGGUUGAAUUAUCUGUGGUCUUAUUGGCGGGCCUUAAAUAAAACUCCCUAAAAGCUUAAUCAUUACCAGGUCAAGUUUUAAGCAUUGAUCACCAAGUUCCUUUAAUGAAUAAAAGUGGACGUAUUCAGAAUAAUUGUAACACAGGGCAUCGAUCCAGUACAUUACUGUUUCUGGGGGAAAAACACUUCAUCUUUUUGUUUCAAUUUUUUUCUGGAGAGGUGGGGGGUUAUUUUCUUUUACCUAUUGAUAUAAUGGUAGUACCUUUAUAAUUUUAAGUGUUUCUAAAUAUUUGUACUGCACCAUUAUCUUGAUUUAUUCACAUUAGAUGCAGAAAGUGUUUUUUCUUUGACAUGUUUUCAUUGCAGAAUUCAUAAUGGAAUGCUGUUGGUAUUUCAGCACCUUUAAAGUUAUUGAAGUUUUUAAUGAUAGAUUCCUUUAGUUGCUACAUCUAAGCAUUCUAGAAGAAUAUAACUUAAAUGCCUCAUGAGCUUUAGUUCAACUGUCGUUCCCCAUCAGAACCCAAAAUUUAAAUCUUGUUUUGUUUGUAAACAAUGUAUACUGAACCAAAAUAUAAAUGCAACCGUUUCAAAUGUUUUAUUGGUUACAGUUCAUAUAAGGGAGCCACUCAAUUGGAAUUAAUUAGGCCUUUAAUCUAAGGAUUUCACAUGACUGGGCCGGGGUGUAGCCAUGAAUGGGCCUUGGAGGGUGUAGAGGCCCACCAGAAUAAGUUUUUCCCCCAAAAAGUGCUUUAUUAGACAGAAAUACUCCUGUUUCAUCGGCUGUCUGGGGGACUGGUCUCAGACAAGAAGCCAGACGUGGAGGUCCUGGGCUAGCCUGGUUACACGUGGUCUGCUUUAGUGAGGCCAAAUUCUCUAAAAUUACUUUGGAGGUGGCUUAUGGUACAAAAAUUAACAUUCAAUUCUCUGGCAACAGCUCUGGUGGACAUUCCUGCACUCAGCAUGCCAAUUGCAGACUCUCUUAAAACUUGAUACACUUGUGGCAUUGUGUUGUGACAAAACUGCCCAUGUUAAAGUGGCAUUUUAUCACCAGCACAAGUUGGACGUGUAUAAUGUUCAUGCUGUUUAAGCAGCUUCUUGAUUCAACACCUGUCAGGUGGAUGGAAUAUCUUGGCAAUGGAGAAAUACAGGGAUGUUAACAAAUUUGUGCAGAAAAUGAGAUAAAUAAGCUUUUAAGCCUGUAUGGAACAUUUCUGGGAAAUUUCAUCUCAUGCAACAUGGGACCAACUCUUUACAUAUUGUGUUUAUAUUGUUGUUCAGUGUAACUGUAAACAAACACUAUAUAGCCUGGGUUGUGUUUCGGGGGAUGCAUGGCUCUCGACCUUCGACUCCCGAGUCCGUACCAUCACAGCAAUGAGACUGUAAUUACCAAUUGGAUACCACGAAAUUGGGGGGAAUAACUUAAUUGGGAUCUCUAAUUGGGGUCCUUGCAUCUUCAGCUCUAUGAAGUUGAGAGGUUACAUUUCUCUAGCCUAUACCUCAGCUUUUUUUUUGCGUUUGAACCCUCUUUUAGUGGAUAACCCUUUUGUUCACAGCAAGUAUUCAUGUCUUGAAAUCAAAUCCUUUGAAUUAAGACUGGCCUUUUAUGCAAUUGUACAGACUGCUUUUAGGACGCUUUCUGUCUAUGACAAGAGACGGACAUAAUAUCCCCGAGUUAAUUAUUUGUGAGCCAGCACAUCCCAUUAUGAGUUGCUUUUUGGAAAAUAGUUUAACUUAAAGCAGGAUUACAUGUUUAUCCUCCCUCAAUGUCUACUCAGUCCUAUGGUUCUCAUUUGGAAGCCUGUUUCCUUCAAGCUUUUUUUUUUUGUCAAAUCCUUUUCUAGGAAAACAAUUGAAUAUUGGUUCAAGUGUGAGGAACUUUGAAAUGUUACUUUUACUGCCCCCGGAGGUAAUUUUGAGUUUGUUCAAACUAGUUUUUUUUUUUUUGAUUAAUUGCCAUUGAGACGGAGAAGGGGGAAUUAUUGGAGUGUAUUGAUGUGCGGAAUUUUGAGUUUAGAACUUUUACCAAUUUUACCGUAACACAAUGUCACAGCCGGAGAAUCCCAAAUUACGCAUGAGAACAAUAUUUUGUAUAUGGUAUGUUUCAAAUAAAAUACAUGAAUUGUA
Messenger RNA from Oncorhynchus masou masou (cherry salmon), 4199 nucleotides. Its product is annotated as heat shock factor protein 1-like. Gene Ontology annotation, molecular function: sequence-specific DNA binding; DNA-binding transcription factor activity. Lineage: Eukaryota; Metazoa; Chordata; Actinopteri; Salmoniformes; Salmonidae. The coding region runs from base 251 to 1831 and encodes 526 amino acids. The transcript has 14 exons. The record is from RefSeq and is a predicted model, not a curated record. Gene Ontology annotation, biological process: regulation of DNA-templated transcription.